This is a messenger RNA of Penicillium verrucosum, 1317 nucleotides long. RefSeq names its product Zn(II)2Cys6 transcription factor domain-containing protein. The transcript is spliced from 3 exons. Gene Ontology annotation, biological process: regulation of DNA-templated transcription. Lineage: Eukaryota; Fungi; Ascomycota; Eurotiomycetes; Eurotiales; Aspergillaceae. The coding region runs from base 1 to 1317 and encodes 438 amino acids. Gene Ontology annotation, molecular function: zinc ion binding; DNA-binding transcription factor activity, RNA polymerase II-specific. The record is from RefSeq and is a predicted model, not a curated record.
AUGAAGACAGGCAAAACAAUAACCCAGCGCAAAGCUCGGACUGGCUGUCUCACCUGCAAGUCUCGACAUGUCAAAUGCGACGAGCAGAAGCCUGCUUGCUUGCACUGUAUCAGCACGAAACGAAUAUGCGAGGGCUAUCUCGUUGUACCGCAGUCCAUAUCAUCCGAGAAUGGACUUAGCGAUACAGAACGCCGAGCAUUUGCAUUCUUUCGAUCGCGCACAGCACACAGAGUCUUUGGACAGCAGGAUGCGGGCGAUUGGAUCUCUGUCUUUCUUUAUCUUGGGCAUAAUGAAGUAUCAGUGAAACAUGCCAUUACAGCGCUGGCGUCCUUGCACGAAAGUUUUGAGCCUAAUGAUACGUCAACAUGGAUACGAAAAUCUCCGAAGCAUGCCAGCAAGACUGCGGAAAUCUUGGCCCUAAGACAUUACACUGAAGCCAUUAAGUCUUUGCGGUCCGAAUCUCUCAAUAUGUCUUCGAAACCCGAUCUCACGAUGGUCUUGUGCAUUAUUUUUAUCUGCUUUGAGCAAUUUCGAAGUGGCGAUGCUGCGUGUCUGGUCCAUUUGACUGCAGGAUUUAAGUUACUCUAUUGGUGGAGAUCAUAUACCAACAACUACAACAAACUGAAAGAAUAUUCUCGGCCAACAUUGGAGCUGAUGAAUGAGAAGAUAACGCCUAUCUUGCAACGUUUGCGCGUCCAAUUCUCCCUGUGUAUGGACUCCCGUCACGCUCUCAGCAAUAUUGACAUCAAACUAUGUCUGCCUGCUCCGACUAUCCCAUCGUCAUAUGCGUCAUUGGAUGUUGCUCGAAGGGACUUCGAUCGUAGCAUGAACUAUGCUUUCUCCACGCUCGAAAAACGGCAGAUCACGAAUUGCCAGCAGCCCAACAUGAGCCCAAUGGCCAUUUUACGGCGUUGGAAAUAUGCACUGGAUGCUUCCGAUUUUACAACAGAACCUCCUGAGCUUCAGGGCUGCAUACGCAAGCUGCUGGAGCUUUACUACCAUACCUCGGUCAUCAUUACUGGGACGUAUGAUACAGAAGAAGAGAUAAUUUUUGACGACUAUCUUGAGACAUUUCGAUUUAUUGUCAACCUCACCGAAGAGAUCCUCGAGAUCUGGAAAGUGGCUUCGCAACAAUUCAGUCUAUUGUUCAGCUUUGAUCUAGGGAUCACACCGCCAAUGUUCCUUGUUGCGUCACGCUGCCGUGAUACUCGGAUUAGAUGGAAAGCCGUCAACUUGAUGUUCCAUUCGACUUUAUACCACGGUGUUUGGCGUGAUCAAUACUCCGGGCUUUGUGCUCAGCGCAUCCGUGGAGCUUGA